Durusdinium trenchii is the source of this 2448-nucleotide messenger RNA. The record is from the annotation of a GenBank genome assembly. NCBI's taxonomy places the organism in Eukaryota, Dinophyceae, Suessiales, Symbiodiniaceae.
AUGGAUCCCCACACGCGCAGCCACCUGGUACAGCGUGUGCAAAAAUACUUCCUGGAGUUUUUACAGACCUUCAAGCGACCAACCGAAGAUGGAGGCCGUGAGGAUGACCUUUACUAUGUGAGCCAAGCGAAAGCAAUGGUGCGGGAAAACAAGAAGACCCUGUAUGUGAAGAUGGGUCAUUUGGAGCAGGCUGACCGAGAUGUUGUCUCCUUCGAACCUGAAGAUCUGAUCGCUGUCAUCCACAGCAAGUACAUGGUUGUGCGAGAUGCCGUCAAUGCUGCGCUGCCGCAACUGCUUUCAAACUUGGAAGAUCCUGACUUGCAAGCAGAGGUGGAAAAGAUGGACGAGCUCAAGUUUACGGUCGCCUUCUAUGACCUGGCGACCUACAGUGGCAUCCGAGACCUGCGAACUGAAAAGCUUGGCAGGCUUGUGACGAUUUGUGGUACAGUCACACGCACCACCGAUAUCAAGCCAGAGCUCUUAGUGGCCACAUGGAAAUGCAACGAGUGCCGCCGGGAAAUCAGCGGUGUAUCGCAAGAGUUCAAAGUGACAACACCGCCGAAGUGUCCAACGAAGAACUGUGGCAACACCACGAAUUGGAGCCUGCUUGCGGAGAGCCGUUCGACUCGAUGGGGAGAUUGGCAACGUGUUCGCUUACAAGAGAAUGAGCAUGAAGUCCCAGCAGGAUCCAUGCCACAGACCAUGGAUGUCAUUGUAAGAGAUGACUGUACCGAGAAGUGUAAGGCAGGUGACAAGAUCCAGAUCACCGGAUCGCUGAUUGUCGUCCCAGAUGUACCUACUUUGAUGAGCCCUGGUGAGCUGAAGGCCACGGUGCGGAGAUCUUUGAACACCAGGUCGGAUCCAUCCUAUGCUGCUGGUGAGGGAAUCCGCGGCCUGAAGUCCGUUGGAAACAGGGACCUCACCUACAAGCUGGCAUUCUUUGGCACCUACAUUGAUGAGGACUCGGAUUGGGCAAGCCGCGGCAGCGAGGAGAAGAGCGAGAACAUUCGAUCUGAAGAAAAGAUGUACCUGUCGCAGGUCGACAAGGAACGUUUUGAGCAGAUCUCUGAGCACGUGAAUGUGAGUGGGAAGCGUGACUGCCUGGACUUGUUGGCUCGCGCAGUGGCCCCAAGCAUCAGCGGCUAUCUGGAAGUGAAGAAGGGCAUCUUGUUGAUGCUGGUUGGUGGUGUGAAGAAAUCGACCAUGGAGGGAAUUCAGCUUCGUGGAGACGUCAACGUUUGCUUGUUGGGCGAUCCUGCAACUGGAAAGAGUGAGAUGUUGCGAUGGGUGUCCAAAUUCCUUCCGCGUGCGGUCUUCACCUCGGGCAAAAGCUCCACUGCCGCAGGUUUGACAGCAUCAGUGGUGAAGGACAAUGACCUGGACAAUGAACGGCUCAUCGAGCCCGGUGCUUUGAUGCUUGCGGACAAUGGUGUUUGCUGCAUUGAUGAGUUCGAGCUCAUGGAUAUCAAGGACAUGGUUGCAAUCCAUGAAGCCAUGGAACAGCAGACCAUCACCUUGUCCAAGGCUGGCAUUCAGGCCACGUUGAACGCCCGCUGUUCCAUUUUGGCAUCGGUUUUGCCGAAGAACACCUACUACCAGGCCACACUCCCCCUGCACAAGAACUGCGAGCUGAGCCCUCCGAUCAUGUCGCGUUUUGACCUCUUCUUCGUGAUGCAGGACAUCCGUGAUGAGACCCAAGACUUGACCGUGGCCAAGCACAUUGUGGCGUCGCAUCGUCGCAAGGAUGAUGAAGUAGCUCCACCUGUGUCGCAUUUGGAUCUGCAGAGGUACAUCCGCCUUGCUCGGACCUUCAAGCCAAAGAUCUCGCCAGAGGGAUCUGCACUCUUGGUGAAGUGUUACAAGAAGCUGCGUGAGGACCGGAGCUACACACGUGGUGGAGCCGGAGUGACGGUUCGUCAGCUUGAGAGCCUCAUCAGGCUUUCAGAAGCAAUCGCCCGCGUGUACCUGAGUGAGUGGGUGAGGCCGGAGCAUGUGAAGGAGGCCUUCGAACUUCAGAUCUCCUCCCUUCGGCAAUCAGAGCGUGAGAGCAUCGAUUUGGGUGCUGAAGACCUGGCGCCCACUAAGCGUGGCCGCGAGGACGAGGAGGAAGCGGAGAGAAAGGCAGUGAAGCGCGUUCGCAUUACACACCCUGAAUAUAUGCGAAUGGGUCAGAUGCUUCUGAGACACCUCGUGGACCAAGCGGCUGCAGGGCAGGUGGUGACUGAGGGUGAUCUUAUCACCUGGUACAUGGAACAAGUUGAGCCAGAGCUAGUCACUGAGGAGCAGCUCUUCCAACGGCAGCAUUUGGUGCAGCUGGUGGUGAGCCGAAUGAUCGACAAGGAUCGAGUGAUCUUGGUGACGGAGCCGGCCAAGGAUCCCUUGCAGCCUGAAGGCCGUGUGCUGGAGAAGCAUCCCAAUGUGCCUGUGGACAGCCUGGAUAGAAUAUAG